AUGUCAAAGACAAAAUCCAUCCUCCUAAUCAACGGUCCAAAUCUCAAUCUUCUCGGCACGCGCGAACCUGCAAUCUAUGGAUCUACCACCCUCUCAGACGUAAUCUCCUCCGCCACAGAACAAUGUGCCAAGCUCUCUAUACAAUUUUCACAUUCUCAAUCAAACCAUGAAGGUGUGUUGAUAGACCGUAUACAUGAAGCGCGUGGCAAUGUCGACUUUAUCGUGAUCAACCCUGGAGCUUUCACACACACGAGCGUGGCGCUGCGGGAUGCUUUGGGCGGUGUGGACAUACCGUUUGUGGAGAUUCAUAUCAGUAACGUUCACAAAAGAGAAGCUUUCCGACAUCACAGCUACCUGAGUGAUAAAGCUGAGGCGGUGAUCUGUGGGCUAGGUGUAUAUGGAUAUGAGGCGGCUAUUGAGUAUGCUGCCAGGUUCCUCGAGAAAAAGGAGAAAGACGAAGAGAAAGCAAGACUGUAG
Bipolaris oryzae ATCC 44560 is the source of this 477-nucleotide messenger RNA. RefSeq lists its product as uncharacterized. Gene Ontology annotation, biological process: quinate catabolic process. The coding region runs from base 1 to 477 and encodes 158 amino acids. Lineage: Eukaryota; Fungi; Ascomycota; Dothideomycetes; Pleosporales; Pleosporaceae. The transcript has a single exon. Gene Ontology annotation, molecular function: 3-dehydroquinate dehydratase activity. The record is from RefSeq and is a predicted model, not a curated record.